This is a messenger RNA of Callorhinchus milii (elephant shark), 1402 nucleotides long. Its product is annotated as G-protein coupled receptor 87. Gene Ontology annotation, biological process: G protein-coupled receptor signaling pathway. Gene Ontology annotation, cellular component: membrane. Bases 15 to 1001 code for a protein of 328 amino acids. The record is from RefSeq and is a predicted model, not a curated record. NCBI's taxonomy places the organism in Eukaryota, Metazoa, Chordata, Chondrichthyes, Chimaeriformes, Callorhinchidae. Gene Ontology annotation, molecular function: G protein-coupled purinergic nucleotide receptor activity. The transcript has a single exon.
UUGAGCAGGAAGAAAUGAACGAAUCAACCUCCAACUGUACAUUGGUGGACAGCAAUCUGAAACAGAAGGUCUUCCCUAUCCUCUACUGCAUUGCCUUCAUCGUAAGCAUCACACUCAACAGUCUGGCAGCCUGGAUCUUCUUCAACAUCAAAACCAAACGCAGCUUCACUCUGUUUCUCAAGAACCUGGUUCUUGCCGACUUGCUAAUGACUCUGACCUUCCCCUUCAAGAUCCUGAGCGACUCGGAGCUGUCGCCGUGGCAGCUGACAUUCUUUGUGUGCCGCUACUCCAGCGUUGUCUUCUACAUGAGCAUGUACACCAGCAUCAUCUUCCUGAGCCUCAUCAGUCUGGACCGAUACCUGAAGAUUGUUAAGCCCUUUGACAACUCCAAACUGCACCGCGUAUCCUACGCCAGGAAAUUCGCAGCCGGCGUGUGGCUGAUCAUGGUGGCCCUGGUGAUGCCGAACAUCAUCCUGACCAACCAGGAGGCCACUGAAAAGAACGCAGUCAACUGCACCUCCCUCAAAAGCAACCUUGGCCAGAUGUGGCACGUGGCAGUGAGCUACAUCUCCAUCACCAUCUCCAUCGCCAGUUUAUUGAUUCUGAUCUUCUGCUACGUCUCCAUAUCAAAGGAGAUCUACAACUCCAACAAAAGAUUCAAGUGUUCCACCGAGAACACAAGAAAGCCACAGCAGAACAUACUGAGCGUUGUGGCCGUGUUCUUCAUUUGCUUCGUGCCUUACCACCUCUGCAGGAUACCGUUCACGGCAAGUCAGAUCAACCUGAUCUCCAGUUGCACCAUCAAAAACAUCCUGUGGCAGGGAAAAGAGGCCACGCUCUUCCUGUCUGCCUGCAAUGGAUGCCUGGACCCCAUCAUUUAUUUCUAUAUGUGCAACUCAUUCAACCAGUUGCUGCUCAAAAAGCUUAACAUUAAAACCAAGGUAGCCUCCGUGCAAUUCCCCAACCAAUCCAAGAGGUCGCAGGUGCGACAGUUCUAUUAGAGCACGACUUGAGAAGCCACCUCAGUGAGCAAUACGAUCCUGGGACACUCAGCUUUGGGGCGAUCGAAAUGAGCAGCAGGUGCUUUACGGAAGACUUUGGGAUUUCCGUUCCCGGUGAUGUGCUCUAUGUGAAAAUGACAUAAACCCAUUCGGAUUGCUGAGCCCUGCCCGUCCUAAUGGGAGGUGACUGAGUCUGUCUGAGUGGAGAAUUCUAAGCUGAUCGCCGAAUCAUUGUCAAACCUAACGCACAAGGACCCAGUCACACCACCACAAACCCAUUUGGAAUCGGCUGUUUGAUUGCUGCAACCGCAAAAUAACCAGAUGAGCCUUUGCUAAAAGUUGUGUGUGGACAGAGACACGAGUAGCCCCAACACUUGUUAUGCCUGGUGUGACUGAGGGAU